Molecule: messenger RNA, 891 nt
Organism: Candidozyma auris
Lineage: Eukaryota; Fungi; Ascomycota; Pichiomycetes; Serinales; Metschnikowiaceae
Exons: 1
Coding region: 1-891 (296 amino acids)
Biological process (GO): mitochondrion organization; lipid homeostasis
Cellular component (GO): mitochondrial outer membrane
Source: RefSeq, a predicted model, not a curated record
AUGUCUCUAGAGGAUCUAAGACAGAUAAUUCCUACACCGUUGGAGGAGAUCUAUCCAGAGGACGAGCCACAAUUCACGCCUCCCACCCGCAAGAAAAGCUGGGUACACAAGGCGUCAUCGAUCCUACUAAAUAUCCAGAAGUACCUGGCCUACGGGUUCUUGGGAUUCUACGGGCUCCACUUGGCAUCAACAGUCAUUGUUCCCGGGCUAGGAUUGAGCCAGAAAACGUGCCAGAAUGUGUUUGAAAUGGCCAGAAAUGUGUACAUGGGACCCUUAAUGGAGCCUACUAUGGUGUACGCUACCGGUGUUCUCCACGUGGCUGCUGGGGUGGCUCUACGAGUGGUGAGGAGUGUAGCAAGACGUGACAGAAGAGUUCGUAAAGAAACAGACAUCAUCAUUAAAGAAGAGAACAGAGACGAUAUCGGUCUCGGAGGUAUCGGCACCAUCUUUGGGCUUGGGUUCAAGAAGCUGUGGAUCUCAUCGCAGUUCCCCAGCUUCACGCCGUUGACGUUUUCAGGAUACAUCAUGACCGGGGCGUUGGCUUAUCAUUUCGCCAAAAUGAAGUUGGGCCCCGUAGCCAUCGAUGGGGACUCCUCGCUAAUUACCUUGUCUUAUGUGACACACUACCUACACCAGUCUCCGUAUGGGUCAUUGGGAUGCUACUUCAAUUACGCCAUGCUCGUGCUUCUCCUGUGGGUAUCAUUUUAUCACACAGUGAGUGGUUUGUUCAAAUAUAGACGUCAGUUCAGCUUGAGGGCUAAGAAGAUAGCAUAUGGCAUCAUAGCCUUCAUGACAGCACUCAGCGUAUUUUCCAUCACACGCAUGCGCCACUGGAGCUUGGAGGUUGGUUUCUUAGGCAAACAAUUUGCCAAAUACCUCUUUGUGGUGUGA